Brassica rapa (field mustard) is the source of this 6695-nucleotide messenger RNA. RefSeq names its product U-box domain-containing protein 34. The record is from RefSeq and is a predicted model, not a curated record. Gene Ontology annotation, molecular function: ATP binding; protein kinase activity. Lineage: Eukaryota; Viridiplantae; Streptophyta; Magnoliopsida; Brassicales; Brassicaceae. Gene Ontology annotation, biological process: protein phosphorylation.
AGCUAUGUCUCAAGUACCUUAAAUUCUAAUCAAAGUAAUUUAUGAAACUGUUAACAGUUUUAUUAAAAUCUUCGCGAGUUCUAACAUACGUACCAAGUUUGAGGAUGUGUUCUAUCUUUUCAAAGUUCAAAGAUUAAUAAAAGUAAAAAUUCUAUAAACUAAUAAUAAUGUUUGGACUAUAGGACUUUAUUAAUUUUAUAAAGUUAUUACUUAUAAGAAAAAUUCAUAUAUUUCUGUUUUUAGAGGUUCGUUCGUUCGUCAUAUGACUAAUUUUGUAUAUAAUUUUACUAUGUAUUAUUAAAAUAUGUUGAAAUGCUUAAGAAAAAUAGAAAUAAAAUUUAUUGUGAAUAUAAAAUAAAAUUUUAUUUGUAUUUAUAUAAAAAUAUUAUUUUAUGAUUUUAGUAAAAUAUUUACAUGAAAAAUUUAGAAUUAUUAUUUAUUCAUUUAUUAAUUUAUAUCAGAACAUGUUCGAUUCAUAACCAUAUCUCUUUUUAUUAACUUAUUUAUUCAUUUUGCUAACAGUUACCAUUCAGUUCAAAUGUGUAUACUACUUGUAUUACUUAAUUUUGUGAAGGAAAGCAUCACUUGGUGGUUUUUAUGUGGAAUAGACUGAUCAACUGUACGUAGACAUUACAAGUUUUGACUUCCCCAAUAAGACAUACUUCCAAUAAACCUUAACUUAGUCUUUUUAGAAUAGAAUUGUCUGUCGAUUAGUCUUGUUACGAUUCCCUACUUGGAUUUGUGAAUCGAUCUAAGACCAAUCAAGAACGAAAGCAAACAAACGAGACAUACAAGAUUGUUAACUCUGUGUUCACCGCACUCCUCCGAUGUGAAGAAGAUGCUAUAUUUACCGGACCGGCCGGUGAUGUAUUCAUCACACAUCACUUGCUUGAGAAGAAUCAGAUGACAUAUAAACCUACACGUCUACUUCAUGUUUAUUUAUCUACGCUUAGAUAACUAUAUUUUGUUUGUGGACAAAUAUUGGCUGCAUUCAUUAAGAAUUACGUCCAUUCAAAACUUGUUAUCAUGUCCAUUUAUCCAUGACUAGAUGACCAUUUCUUAUUUGUGAACAAACAUUGACCGCAUUCUUUGAGAACAACUAUCCAUGAAAAACCGUGACUGGCUAUAGGGUACAUUACAAACUAUAUAAAAAAACCUACUACUAUAAGACUUACUCACUUUCACAAACUUGAUACUUUUCUGAUUUUCUCAAAAGCUUUAUCUAUCACGUUCGGUAUAUUUUGAACAAUCGAAUUCAAAAUAUGAACUACACAUUUUACAUAAAAAACUUUCGGUUGCAUACUAAUUCUCUUCGAAACUGCUUUUUAAGAAUAAAGUACAUGUUGUCGUGAGAUGAUGCAUUAUCCACAAUAAUCAUGAAGACUUUCUUUUCUCUAGAUUACCUCGCCGCUUUAACUACACUCAAGAUUACCUCGACGCCUUUGGUGAAUGUUUUUUUGAUUUUGUAAUUUUGAUGAAAAAACUUAAUUUGUAAAAAAUUUUUUUUUUGACUAGAACCUUAUUUUUAUGGUUUUAACGAGAAAAUAAAAUUUGUAAUUUUAACGAUUUUUUGUGAUUUUAGCAAGAAAAUUUGUUUUAUCGCUUUAGCGGAAAAGCUUGAUUCAGCGAUUUAAACAGAAAAUACCGGUUUGUAGAAAAAUUUAAUUUAUGGAAAAAUUUUGAUUUUGAAAUUUUGGCGAAAAAAAUAUUUUGUGUUUUUCAUUAAUAGAUAUGAAUACAUAUUUAAAUACUAGGAGAUCCCUGAUGACUAUUGCCUUCAUUUGGCAAACUCAAAAGUAAAAUACGAAAAUAAAAAUGAUGAGACACAAAGUCUCCAGCGGCCAUUAUAUAAGUUGUUAGUUAUCUUAUACAUAUUUAAAUAUUAGGAGAUCCCCUGAUGACUAUUUUUCUUCUUCUUUUUUUAAAGUACCCCUGACGACUAUUGCCUUCAUCUGGCAAACUCAAAAAGUAAAAUAAGAAAGGUAAAAUUAUUAGAAACAAAAGUCUCCAUCAGCCACCUAACGUUCCACACCGCCAAUUAUAAAAGAAACCUAUACCAGUUGCUCAAGAAAAAAAAAGAAACCUAUGUCCGAUACUUCCUCGACGUGUUCACACUCCUUUUCUCAUAGCUUCAGGGUACAGUCAUUUCAGAUCUUAUAUUUAAACAUUAUCCGGUUCGUCUAUAAGAUGUGUCUGAACACCCCAUUCCACAAGUGUAUAUAACUUCUUUUUUCCCUCAAACCAAACGUUAACAUCUGUUGAGAGGGAAUCAUACGUGUAUCGUUCUAGGUCUUAUUCCUCUCUUCUCAACAUCGAUUAUCAAAUGAGAUAUUUACAAACACAAUAUGAUGAAUCACAAACUGGUUAGAGUUAUAAGCAUUAUUAUAAAAUAAUAUCAGGAAAACUUCUUUAAAAGUAGUUAGUUCACACUGUCAAGUAGCAGAACAUAUUAUUUGAUUAUUGCAUCUACUUUUUAUAGUAAGAAUCAGCUAAGCAUCACUAUAUUGCUACGAUUUUCUUUUCUUUUUAGUGCCCACUGUAUAUUUUCAACAUAAUUUUUUUAUAAACAUUAUCCAAAAUAUUGAUAUGAAAUGUAAUUUAAAAAAAAAAUUGAUUUCCAACAGACUUUGUUUUAGGUUCGUCAUUUUAGCAACUCCACGUAGAGCCUAGUAUAUGUAUGAAUAUUUUAUUUUCUUAGCUAAUAUAGUUUGGCAAACCUUCAACAGGAAAUUGCUAAGUCUAGUACUUUUAUCAGACAUGCUAAAAUAAUGUCAAAAACAGUUGCAAAACGUUUGUCAAUAAAUUGCUUUUGAAUAGAAGCACGCAGCACGCAAAAUCAGAAGGAAAUGGUUUGUAUGGCCGAUCAUGAUCAAAGACAUUUCCUUCCAAUUUUUAUUUUUAUUUAAAUUUAACAGUACUCACAUAGUUUGCUUCAAUAUUUGAAUCACUAAACAGCUUAAAACAACUAAAGAAUGUAACAAGAAUAAAAAUGAGUAAUAAACAAUUAAGAAAUAAAAUAAUACUAAUGGAAAAAGAAAGAAAAAGAGGUAUCAUAGUAUAAAGUCAACUUGCGUGUUCACACCUGUCGAGAUAUUUCUAUUUAUGAACCAGAAGAAAAAGAAAACUUCUCCUCCAAUCCAAAGUAAAACACCUUUUGUCCGAAGCAAAACUCACAACAAACACGACUUCCAAUGAAAGCCGCCGUUUUCCAGAAAGCAAUCGACGAGGAGGAAGAAGAAGAAGAAGUCUGUAAUGCCUUCGACGGCGAGGUAGAUAUCCACACUCAAACGACGUCGUCCCACGACACCAAGAACAUCCUCAAGGGCCUCUUCACUUCCUUGCUCUCGAUGGACCAGAAAAGAGCCAGAGCCAUCUCCGAGGAGGAAAACGGAGAUACUACUACCAAUCGUAAGAAGCCACGUGCCUCACGUGAUGUAACCGAAUCCGAACCGGUUCAGCAGAGGCGGUUAUGGGUCAAAGACCGAAGCAGAGCGUGGUGGGAAGAGCGCAGCCGUUUCGACUACCCGGAGGACGACUUCAAAAACGCGUUUCGGAUGUCCAAAACCACGUUUAACUUAAUCUGCGACGAGCUGAACUCGGCCGUCGCGAAGGAAGACACCGCUUUGCGAAACGCGAUUCCCGUGCGUCAGCGAGUCGCGGUCUGCGUCUGGCGGUUAGCGACGGGAGAGCCGCUGCGCCUCGUCUCCAAGAAGUUCGGUUUAGGGAUCUCGACUUGCCACAAGCUCGUCCUCGAGGUGUGCAAAGCGAUCAAAGACGUUCUGAUGCCGAAGUACCUCAAGUGGCCAGACGACGAGGAAGGUUUGAGAAGCGUUGGAGAAACGUUCGAAGCGGUUUCGGGUAUUCCGAAUAUUGUCGGCUCGAUGUACACGACUCAUGUUCCCAUCAUAGCUCCUAAGAUAAGUGUCUCUGCUUAUUUUAAUAAAAGACAUACCGAGAGGAACCAGAAGACUUCUUACUCCAUCACGAUCCAAGCCGUUGUGAAUCCGAGAGGUGUUUUUACUGACUUGUGCAUCGGGUGGCCCGGGUCGAUGUCUGAUGAUCAGGUGCUGGAGAAGUCGCUGUUGUAUCAAAGAGCUAACAGCGGAGGCCUUUUAAAAGGGUUAUGGGUCGCUGGUGGGCCGGGACAUCCGUUGUUGGACUGGGUUUUGGUUCCGUACGCGCAGCAGGGGUUGACGUGGACGCAGCACGCGUUUAACGAGAAGAUGGGCGAGGUGCAGAGAGUGGGUAAAGAAGCGUUUGGGAGGUUGAAGGGAAGGUGGGCGUGUCUGCAGAAGAGGACUGAGGUGAAGCUUCAGGAUUUGCCCACGGUGUUGGGAGCGUGCUGUGUGCUUCAUAAUAUAUGUGAGAUUAGAGAGGAGAAGAUGGAGGCGGAGCUGAUAGUUGAUGUGGUUGAUGAUGAGGUUUUGCCUGAGAAUGGAUUGAGGUCGGUUAGUGCGAUGAAGGCGAGAGAUGAUAUCUCGCAUAAUCUGUUGCAUCAUGGACUCGCGGUUUCUCUGUUGAUCAAAUUCAUUAUUAUGGUUCGUUUCCCAUCGGAAGAUCGGCAUGCACCAGUUAACUCGACGGUGGUUGCCAUUGACAAAGACAAGAACAGUCACUAUGCUGUUCGUUGGGCCGUCGAACAUCUCUUUAAUCUGAUCGACAAUCGCAACAUGAUUCUAGUACACGUUCGUCUUAAAAAUUCAAACCAUGGAGGAAACGUUAACGAUGAACUAAACAAGCUUUUUAUUCCAUACAGGGGUUAUUGUGCACGAAAAGGGAUUUCAAUGAUGGAGGUCAUUCUUGAUGAUAUAGACGUUCCGAACGCAAUAUUGGAUUACGCUAACAAUAACCUAGUGAACAACAUCGUGUUGGGAACAACAUCUUCAAAGAACCCAUUCGCAAGAUCUCUCAAGUUCACUAAAUCCCAUGACGUUGCUGCUUCCGUUCUAAAAUCAACACCUGAGUUCUGUUCCGUCUAUGUCAUCUCUAAAGGCAAAGUCCAGUCUUCACGUGCAGCUCAAAGACCUAUCACCAAUACCCUUGCCCCACCUCGUGCACCUACGUUUCAUCUCCAAAACCUACCUGACCCUGACCAAGAUCAUCACUUACCUAGGGGCCAGCGUAAUGGAAGAAACAUAACACCGGAGAGGUAUCGUCCUCAUGAGAAUGGCUUCAAUGCUGUGAGAGAAAGGCACAAAAGUGCUGCCAAUGGUCCAUUGGACUUUAAUUAUGAUUUUAACCAGCCAAUGGGUCAAAGGAACUUUGAUGAACCGGAUUUUGGGACUAGGAUGAUGGGUUCCAUUGAUCAAUCUGCUCAUAACUUUGAUAUCAUUGGUUCUUCUAGUUCUUCUGAUGAAUCAGUUUCACAAUCAAAUAAAGAUGUUGAAGCUGAGAUGAGAAGGUUAAAGAUUGAACUCAAGCAAACGAUGGACAUGUACAGUUCAGCCUGCAAAGAAGCACUAGAUGCAAAACAGAAGGCAAAUGAGCUUAACAAGUGGAAACUGGAAGAAACUCUAAGAUUUGAGGAAGCUAGGAGUGCUGAAGAGGCAGCCCUGGCUGUUGCGGAGACGGAGAAGGCCAAGUGCAGAGCUGCAAUGGAAGCAGCUGAGAAAUCUCAGAGGAUGGCAGAUUUGGAAGGACAAAGAAGGAAACAAGCCGAGAUGAAAGCAAGAAGGGAGUCACAAGAGAAAGACCGCGCUAUUAGCGCUUUGGUGCAGAACGAUGUCAGGUACAGAAGAUACUCUAUAGAAGAGAUUGAAGAGGCUACUAACCGAUUCGCGAGCAACAGACAAAUAGGAGAAGGUGGAUAUGGACCGGUCUUUGAAGGUACACUUGAUCACACUCCCGUUGCUAUUAAAGUCUUGAGAGCUGAUGCUGCUCAAGGAAAGAAACAGUUUAACCAAGAAGUCGAGGUUCUAAGUUGCAUCAGACACCCUCACAUGGUUCUUCUCCUCGGCGCGUGUCCGGAAUACGGAUGCUUGGUGUAUGAGUUCAUGGAGAAUGGGAGCUUAGAGGAUAGACUCUUCCGUAGAGGAAACUCGCCGCCUCUUUCUUGGAGGAAGAGGUUCCAAAUAGCAGCGGAGAUCGCUACAGCACUCUCCUUCCUUCACCAAACAAAGCCAGAGCCGCUUGUUCACCGUGAUUUAAAACCUGCCAACAUACUCUUGGAUAGAAACUACGUGAGCAAGAUCAGUGACGUUGGAUUGGCUCGAUUAGUCCCUGCGUCGGUGGCUGAUACCGUCACGCAGUACCACAUGACAUCUGCUGCUGGAACGUUCUGUUAUAUCGACCCAGAGUACCAGCAGACAGGUAAGUUAACGACGAAGUCAGACGUGUAUUCGUUGGGGAUAAUGCUGCUUCAGAUCAUUACUGCGAAGAGUCCAAUGGGUUUGGCUCAUCAUGUGUCGAGGGCGAUUAGUAAAGGAACUUUUAAGGAUAUGCUUGACCCGGUGGUGACUGAUUGGCCUGUGGAAGAAGCUAUGGCUUUUGCUAAGCUGUGUCUAAAAUGUGCAGAACUGAGGAAGAAAGAUAGACCAAAUCUUGGGAAGGAUAUAGUUCCAGAGCUUGUUCGGUUAAGAAACUUCGGUAUGGAUAAAGAGUCAGGUGAAUUGUGAUACAUACAAAACCCUGAACAAAAUCGAUUUCUUUCUUCUGUGAAAAGCUUUAUUAAUUAUAAACGUUCGGAUUAAACUUAA